Messenger RNA from Pomacea canaliculata, 942 nucleotides. Its product is annotated as FMRFamide receptor-like. The coding region runs from base 1 to 942 and encodes 313 amino acids. The record is from RefSeq and is a predicted model, not a curated record. NCBI's taxonomy places the organism in Eukaryota, Metazoa, Mollusca, Gastropoda, Architaenioglossa, Ampullariidae. Gene Ontology annotation, cellular component: membrane. Gene Ontology annotation, biological process: G protein-coupled receptor signaling pathway. The transcript has a single exon. Gene Ontology annotation, molecular function: G protein-coupled receptor activity.
AUGGAGGGUACAUACACCAGUACAGAUGUAUACAGCCAUAACCAUACACGCAAGGACUAUCUGUAUGCUAAUGCAGAGAGCUACUACAUACACAGAGUGGGCUGCAUACCCGUGGCAUUGCUGGGUAUCGUGGGUAACCUGGUGUCCCUCGUCGUGUGGAACUCACAGACCACGUACAGCGCCACCAUCUUCCUGUUCAAGUACCUGGCCGUGUGGGACACCGCAUUCCUGGUGUCGGUCAUCCCCGUCAUAUUUCUGUCACGCUCUCGUCUGUCCCACAAUGCAUUGUUUGCAGUGACAUUUUUGUCAACACUUGCCAGGCUGGAGUCAGUGCACACCACCCUGCUCAUUGCCAUCACCCGAUGGCUAGCGGUGUACCGACCUGUCCACGUGCACACCGGAAGUCUGUUAACACGACGUCACGUGGUGCUGGCCUGUCUGGUCGUCUCGGUCUGGUGCCUGGCGAUGCUCUCAGUCGUCCUGGCAGCUAAACUUGCUUCAGAAUUCGCUAAGUCAUGGCUACGAGUGCUUAUCUUCGUCGAAAUCGUCAAUGUUGCUGUUUCUGUUCUUCCACUGAUCGUUUUCAACAUUCUCACAACAAAAAAGAUUUGCUCUCACUUUUCCUGGACACCAACAUCGUCGUCAGGACCACAGCCUGCGACAUCCAGGACCAGCAACCAGCGCCUGACGAUGGCCAGCGUGUGGAUGAGUGUCUUCACUGUGGCGGCCUACACCCUCGGCCUGACUGUCACCUACAUUUCUGUGUUUCUUCUCUUGAAAAAAAACCGAAAGCUUUUCAUCAUUUUCUCAUCUGUGUCCGACCUGCUAGAAGUGUUCAACUCCAGUGUCAACAUCAUCUUCUAUUUGACACUCUCUCGCACCUUUCGCAGUUCCUUCAAAAAACAUUUUAUUGGCAGAGGCCGUGCAGUCGGCGCUGGCUGA